CAGUACCAACAGAUGUUCUCUGGUUUCAGCAUAGCCUUUCUAUUAUUAUGACGGACCAUGGAAAGUUCCGACGGCAGUUUACAUCUGUGAUGGAGAAGCUGCUGCAUAACGCCGUUUCUGAAACGUUCAAACUCUUCGACAGUGCAGUACAGGAACUAAAUGCAGAAAUUGUACAAGUAAAAAAGAACUACGAGAGUUUGAAGUAUAGUUCUAGACUUUAUUCUGACAAUCCACAUCCGUGCUUGGACCUUGGACAACUCUCUGUUAUAACAACAGAAGGCAAUCUAUAUAAGCGUGAUGUUGGUGUGCAGUGCGCUGGACCGACGCUGGUGGAGAGAUCCUCGUCUCCCUGCUCCCAGAAUGAAGACACACUUCAACCUUAUGACCCGUUUCCCAAACUCUCUGAAGAGGAAAAGCAAUGUUUGGCAUUAGUGCUGAUCAAGCAAGAGGAAUGUGACUUGGACGAUUAUAGCUCUGCAUUUUUCCUGCUGAAGCAAGAAGAUGGUGAGCCAAAGCUUGUUAGGAGGCCACCCAUCAAGGACAUUCCACCAGAAGUUUUCAUCUCAUCAGAAGUCUAUAAAACGACAAACAAGAAAUGCCUUUCUGGGCGAUCAUCUACAGAGCCUGCUACACCACCUCCAGAAAUGGAUGCAGAGGAACACGGGAGCAGCCAUAGUCAGAUUCAAACAAGAAGCAAUAGCGAAGUGAGAAAUAAUGUGUGUGAACGUAGACCAGCAAUUGAAGAGACCAAUAUAGAGACAUUUCCUGCACCGGGACCGGGAAGUGUUGUGGAGAAACAGACUACGAAGUCAUCCCAAGAUGAAAACAAAACUGUACGAAUAUCAACACCAAACAAAGCCCCAUCGUGCACUAUCGGGCCGUCUCAGGCUCACCCGGUUUUGCCUCUCGUCUCCGAGCAACGGUUUUCUUUAACCCAGACAGCUGAUUUUGUAGUAUUGUCAUCUGCAACGGCAAAACUGGCUGUUAAUUCAUCCCAAGUUGCAUCCACUGAAACCACAUCUUUCACAUUUUCCACGUCAAAUGGCUCCUCCACCAUAGGGCCUCCUCAGUCCAGGAUUCAUUCAGUUAUGCCUCCACACACCAAACCCUCUACAUGGUCUUCUUUGCAUCCCCCUAAUUUAGCUCCAACAUCACAAGUGUCUCACUUUCCUGCCGAAUUCCCUGGCUUACUAACAGAGCUGUAUUCAAACCAAGCUGCAAUUAUUACAAAUCCCUCAACUCAGGUCAUUCCCUCACCCGCUAGACACACAGUCUCACGGGGCCUAGUCCAGUACCAACAAAAUCAGAUGCUUAUGCCUAGACAGCAAGCUCCUCCGCUUCAAGGCUUGCCCCAAACAACACAGUUGCCGAAUCCCCAACCAAACAUUUCACUGGUGUCGACGGGCCAGGCCAUGUUUUCAGAGGGCAUACCACGGCCAGUUUACCCUCAACUACAACCAGCCUCGCCAAGUCUCCCCAUGUCCCCAUGUCUUCAAACAGUACAACCACAGCUCCAUCCAAAUAAUUGGCGACCCUUACAGGAGAAGGUUUCGACCCGAGCGAUCAACUUCCCACAACCAGGUAUCCCUCAGGGUCAUGCGGGAAACGCAGGGGAAUAUAAUCAGUCACGGCUUCCAUUUACUGACAUGCCAACUCCACCAGUAGCACAGCUCGCCUCUUUUGGCAACAUUGCGGCAUCUAAGUCCCCAUCCGUCAACGCCAGCAGCAUGCCCACUCCUUCACCAUGCCCCCAAGCCUUUGCUGGCGCCACAGUCAAUCAACCAGGUGCUUCUUUAACACAAGCAACGCAAUCGUCUGUGGUUUUGUCACGUGUACCUCUACCUCCAUUACCUCCUCCAUCUCAAAUGCACACCCCUGCUGUGUCACUACAGCAGGAUCCUACUUCAGCAGGGAAUCUCGGACCGCCGACCACAGAUCCAUCGUCCAGCUCCGCUUCCCAACACAUGCAUCCCGGACCCAUCACACAUUGGCCAAGCUCUUCUCCAAGUCCGCCAAGCAUGCCCUCCUUUUCAUCCUCAGGCCACCACGCCUCGGAUCCUUUAGACCACAUGCAAUUGAUUAACUUGCUCCAUGGUGUUCCCUCUGCUGCAGCUCCAGCAACCGAACCCUCUGUCCUGGCAGACCGAGCUCCAACUCCGUCCACGGCUCAUGCUAAGCCCCACGCCAACUCUGCUCCCGUGCCGUUCCAGCCUCCUCCUGAAACUCCACAAGACCCCUUGUCUUAUCCAAUGGAAAACCUCAUUUUUACCUACCUUAACCCAGAAGAUGACUUUGAAGAAGGGUCCACUCCAACAAUGCCACACAGUGCCAAUACUAUGGCAGAGGAUUCUUUGGCAGAGCCUUUGCCCUCUACCAGUUCCCAGGAGUACGGUCCCUUAACCGAGUCUGUGACUCUCCCUCUGCCACCCCAUGCCACGCCAGAUCAGCCAAAGGAGGGUCCAAAAGAUGAUGAUGAUGAGGACGACGACGAGGAGAGCAAACAACAGAGUAAUUUGGCGAAGACCUACAACACUCGAGCAAAAGGAAACAAGCAGUGCGAGGUGUGCGGACGGGUCCUCAGCAACGCCACCAGUCUGGCGGAGCAUGCGCGGCUUCACACCGGAGAGAGGCCGUUUUCGUGCGGCAAGUGCGACAAAGCGUUUCCCACGCUCAGAGGCCUGAACCGGCACGUCCAGACGCACGUGGCGGAAAAACAGCACCGUUGCACCGAGUGUGGCAAGACGUUUGCUUACCAAUUCACCCUGGCCAAGCACCAGCGCCACCACACUGGCGAAAAACCGUUCCAGUGUGCGAUGUGUGACAAGCGCUUCUUCACAAAGUCGGACCUCGUCAUUCACAUACGCAGUCACACGGGGGAGAAACCUUUCAGCUGCACACAGUGCAACAUGCGGUUCAAACACCGCAUGGCCCUCAACAUACACAUGCAGGGACACCGCGGGGAGAAGCGAUUCAUAUGCCAAGUGUGUGGCAAGGGAUUUUUGGACCCGGGCAAUUUCAAGAGGCACAGUCUCGUUCACACUGGAGAGAAGCCUUUUGCGUGCAAAGUCUGUGGGAAGAAGUUCUCUCAGUCUGCGCACCUCAAGAAACAUGCCAGCUCGCAGCAUUGAUGGGUUUAAGAGGGGUUUUAUUUUAGACAUUUUUGGUGUAUGUUUUUCUAAGGGUUUGAAAAGAGAUGUUCAGAGCAUUUUAUAAUAGCAUCUGUUUAUCAGAAUGUGAAAUGAUGCUCUUUUUGUGUGUGGUGUUAGUUUUGUUCUUUGUUAACUUGAAAAAUAAUUAAGUGAGAUGAAGACCUCCCAUCUCGGGUUUUUUAAUUUACAAAAAAAAACUACUGAAUGGAUAUGGACCAAACACAUAAAUGGCAUUCACAGGUGUUGCCUAUAUAAUUAUUGGAUAUGAAGUGGGUGGAAACUGUCCAAAGAAUGUACAUUUUAAUUUGUUAUCAGAAGUAAUUUAAUUUUUUAUAUUAAAACAGGUGUUGAAGACAA
Engraulis encrasicolus (European anchovy) is the source of this 3506-nucleotide messenger RNA. RefSeq lists its product as uncharacterized. Gene Ontology annotation, molecular function: chromatin insulator sequence binding. Gene Ontology annotation, biological process: regulation of transcription by RNA polymerase II. The transcript is spliced from 4 exons. The coding region runs from base 48 to 3128 and encodes 1026 amino acids. Gene Ontology annotation, cellular component: chromosome. Lineage: Eukaryota; Metazoa; Chordata; Actinopteri; Clupeiformes; Engraulidae. The record is from RefSeq and is a predicted model, not a curated record.